This is a messenger RNA of Formica exsecta, 12779 nucleotides long. It is a transcript of the gene rg, whose product is annotated as neurobeachin. The transcript is spliced from 53 exons. Gene Ontology annotation, molecular function: protein kinase binding. The record is from RefSeq and is a predicted model, not a curated record. Bases 2100 to 11948 code for a protein of 3282 amino acids. Gene Ontology annotation, biological process: intracellular protein localization. Lineage: Eukaryota; Metazoa; Arthropoda; Insecta; Hymenoptera; Formicidae. Gene Ontology annotation, cellular component: membrane; cytosol.
ACGCGAUAUAAACCGCGUUUAACGGCUUCGUCACGACAUUAGAGGACGUCUUAGAUGAAGAAAAAAAUAGAGUAGGAACGGGACAGAUUUGGGACAGAUUUUAGACAAAAGCUUGAGAUUUUUUACUCCAUAAAAUAUUGCUUUUUACGAGACUGCUCGAGAUCUUCGACAAACUUACGGUUAUUGAAUAGGGAGAUGGAUACGUUCUUGAUUAUCGGCAUCUGCUUCCUCUGUUAUGAAAUGUGCGAUUUAAUAAGACGUUACACCGGCCCGCAGGCAAUAGAAACGCAUCAUCCGGCGGAGACGACCAUCAAGGCAUCGCCCCCGCAGAAAGUAUACUCGAUUUCUCGCAAGAUUCAAGAGCCUCACGCCUGUUGCCCGCAAUAAAUCGUGCGUUUGAUUCCGCGAUUCGAAUAAUUUUACCUAGAAUUGUUUAACAUCUGUGUCAGUUCGGGAAAUGAGCCGCAUUGUGUGAGCUACGCCAGAACGGAAAGGAUCUUUGCUAAACCACGAACGGAUAUAGAAUUCCGCCGAAUUCAGCUCGAGUAAAUGGAUGAUCACACGAGAUGGAUUUACAGUUCCGUACAGUGAUAACAAACGCUCGUCUCGGAGAUUCAUGAUGUUUACGGAGGUUCGGAGCGGCAACUCGAUCGAUAAUGAUUUGUCAGCUGUUACGUCAACUGAAAUAUAGACCAACGGUCUAUCAGUUCUUAGAAUGAUGAAUUCGUAGAUGCGAUAAUCGAAAGUAACAAUUCGCAAUUUGUAUUGAUAAACGUGUCACUUUAUUCAUAAAUGUGGCGAGCGAGGCACGCAAAGGCGUUGCUAAGCUGAAUCGAUAAAGACACAGUGAUAUGAUUCAUCGGGCGAUUUCCCUCAUUAACGAGACGUGUUAGAGUCGAGAGUCGCUGUUGUAUUAUUCAUUAUUCGCGAUGUAUGCGAAUGCGCAACCGCUCGAUUUGUUUGCGAAUACGUAAAAAUAUCGAGAGCAACGGAUUUACUCGAGUGGAAUUGGUCGCGAACACGAUGCACGUUGCGCAUCAUGAAAAAUAAAAUGUGACCCGUCGUUAAGCUUUUGAGACUCAGUAAGUGAUAUUGAUUGAGACAUCGUGGCUGAUAGCCGGCCUAACGGAGCGAGAGAAAAGCAAACUACUUGCUUGACGAACUUUUUAGUACAUGCUUGCGAAUGCAAACUUUACGAUGUUUAGCGUCGGCGUUAGCGAACGUCAGUACAACCGCACGAAAUCGCAACGUAUAAACAGAGAGUGAAGUUUCUUUUGCACGCGUCAGCUAAGCCGGCGUUGUCGUGUACACAAUACAUUGUUUUCCAAAAUAUAACACGACAUCUUGCCCGCAUCUCUAACAUUCGAAGAAGCAAGAAAGAGAGGAGCGAUAACAUUGUAUAUGUUCACUGCCCGUAACUCAAUCUUGACGUCUGCGGUCGAAAAGUUUCUAUAGAUUAUAAUAGACUUACAACCCGUCGCGGUUGAUACAACAGCUAUGUUAUAACGCAAGAACGUUUCGUCGAGAUUGGAAGCGAAAAGGGCCAAUAUAUCUGCAAGUGUAUUAAACAAAAUUAAAUUGCGGAGUGUUAUUGCAUUUUGCAGUUGUUUAUAAAGAUCCGACUGACCUGACCUUUAAGGGGCAAUCAUUAUUUGUUAAUAAGUUAAAUAUAUUUGAAGUGGCCCGUUUUAGUGAAAUGCCUUCCCAGAAUUGAAAUAGCGCUCACAAACUACUUUUAUCUACAACGUCCAGCGAAAAAGAUCCAAUUAUGUCGAAUGAAAGCGCCGAAUUAAUUAAAUUGCUACGAUAUAUUCUCUCUGAUGUCGUAUAAUGUUACUCUCGGUGAAUAUAUCAAAACCCUUUUCGAUGAUUGCGAGUGUGUUUUCUGAUCAAUUCAAGUGGUAGCUCUCAUACCGGAGGAUUUAGCGCGACGACGAGAGGCGAAACUCGUUCAUCGACGCGACGAAGAAGGGGGAAAAGACCAUGACUAAUGUUCAAUCUCAGCCUCAGAGUUCGAUGUUUCGACGCUACGACGUGACCCCUUUUCGGCCGAUAUUUCGAGAGAGAUCGAAACGAGAAAAUAUAAAAAAUUAGAAGACAUGGACUCGCUGGAACGUCUAAUGAGUUCCCGUUCUCACCAUCCGGCUCUCACGGCUGCCACGCGAUCACAAAAUGCCUUUGUACAGGCCAAUCUCUGCUCCGUGAUAGGCCGCAAAGGACGACACCUCAACGGCACCUUUUGUUUAACCGGGGAUACGAUGGAAGGCAUCAUACAAUGCCUGGUUUUCCUCAAAGCUUUCUCGCUCGUGGGCGGUGAAUUCGACAUGGAGUUGAAUUUCGUGAUACAGGACGCGCAGAACAUCAGGCACAUGCUGGAGCUUCUCGAUCAUUGCCCACCCAAUCUCCAGGCCGAAAUAUGGAGCGUCUUUAUCGCGAUCCUGAGAAAAAGUGUCAGAAACUUACAAGCGUGUACGGAUGUAAGUCUCAUAGAACAUGUUCUACAUCGAUUAUCUCGUGCGGAAACUGUUGUCGCCGAUUUAUUAAUCGAUAUGCUGGGAGUGCUAGCAAGCUACAGUAUAACGGUGAAAGAAUUAAAACUUUUGUUCGGCGCUAUGAAAGCUGUUAAAGGAAAAUGGCCGCGGCAUUCGGCGAAAUUAUUGAACGUCCUCCGUCAAAUGCCACAGCGAAAUGGGCCCGAUGUAUUUUUCAGUUUCCCUGGUAGAAAGGGGUCGGCGAUUGUCUUGCCGCCGCUUGCAAAGUGGCCACACGAGAAUGGAUUUACUUUCACCACAUGGUUCCGCCUAGACCCCAUCAACUCUGUUAAUAUCGAACGAGAAAAACCGUACCUCUACUGUUUUAAAACAAGCAAAGGAGUAGGAUACUCUGCACAUUUUGUAGGCAACUGCUUAGUCCUGACGUCUAUGAAAAUAAAAGGCAAGGGCUUCCAACAUUGUGUCAAAUACGAAUUUCAACCACGAAAGUGGUAUAUGAUCGCGGUAGUGUAUAUAUACAAUAGGUGGACGAAGAGUGAAAUUAAAUGUCUGGUCAAUGGUCAGUUGGCGUCGAGUACAGAAAUGACAUGGCAUGUUUCGACAAAUGAUCCUUUCGAUAAGUGCUACAUCGGAGCAACUCCCGAACUGGACGAGGAGCGCGUGUUUUGCGGACAAAUGAGUGCAAUAUACUUAUUCAGCGAAGCACUGACAACGCAUCAGAUAUGCGCGAUGCACAGAUUAGGACCGGGAUAUAAGAGCCAGUUUCGUUUCGACAACGAGUGCUACCUGAAUCUGCCCGACAAUCAUAAAAGGGUACUUUAUGAUGGAAAACUGUCGAAUGCAAUUGUGUUCAUGUACAAUCCAGUAGCAACAGACUCGCAGCUUUGUCUACAGAGUGCACCGAAAGGCAACGUCUCGUAUUUUGUACAUACACCACAUGCUCUCAUGUUACAGGAUGUCAAGGCAGUUAUAACAUACUCGAUUCACAGCACGUUAAACUCAAUAGGAGGUAUUCAAGUAUUGUUCCCAUUAUUCUCUCAACUGGAUAUGCCUUAUGACUGCAUAGCACCGAAUGACGUUAAGCGCGAUCCCACGUUAUGUUCGAAACUGCUCGGCUUUAUUUGCGACUUGGUAGAGAGCUCUCAAACAGUUCAACAACACAUGGUACAAAACAGGGGAUUUCUAGUAAUAAGUUUCAUGCUGCAGAAAUCGAGUCGAGAUCAUCUUACGACGGAAGUCCUUGCAUCCUUCUUGGAGCUCACGAAACAUUUAGUGACCUGUCUCAGCGCAAACAGCGAUCUAUUAUUGAAACAGUUGUUUUAUUUUUCAUUCCUAACAUGGCAGCUACUGGAUCACGUUCUUUUUAAUCCUGCUCUGUGGAUAUAUACGCCAGCGCCAGUACAAACACGACUUUACUCGUACCUGGCCACGGAGUUUCUUAGCGACACGCAAAUAUAUUCCAAUGUGAGACGUGUGUCGACAGUUUUGCAAACGGUACACACACUGAAAUAUUAUUACUGGGUAGCUAAUCCUCGAGCUAAAAGCGGAAUAACACCAAAAGGACUUGAUGGACCGCGUCCGCAACAAAAAGACAUUCUUGCAAUUCGUUCUUAUAUCUUAUUAUUUUUGAAACAAUUGAUAAUGAUUGGUAACGGAGUAAAAGACGACGAAUUACAGAGCAUCCUUAAUUAUCUGACAACAAUGCACGAGGAUGAAAAUUUGCACGACGUUUUACAAAUGCUCAUAUCUUUGAUGUCGGAACAUCCAUCAUCGAUGGUACCCGCAUUCGACGCGAAACAAGGUGUACGAACCAUUUUCAAACUCUUAGCAGCUGAAAGCCAGUUGAUACGUUUGCAAGCGUUAAAACUGCUAGGAUUCUUUCUUAGCCGCAGUACACACAAAAGGAAAUACGAUGUUAUGAGUCCACAUAAUCUGUAUACGUUAUUGGCUGAAAGGCUCUUAUUGAACGAGGAAACACUCUCAUUGCCGACGUAUAACGUUUUAUAUGAGAUUAUGACCGAGCACAUCAGUCAACAAAUAUUGUAUGCUAGACAUCCUGAACCUGAAUCCCACUAUCGUUUAGAAAAUCCGAUGAUCCUGAAGGUGGUCGCGACAUUGGUUCGACAAUCAAAGCAAACAGAACAGUUGUUAGAAGUGAAAAAAUUAUUCCUCUCGGAUAUGACACUGCUCUGCAACAAUAAUCGAGAAAAUCGGCGAACGGUUUUGCAAAUGUCUGUAUGGCAGGAAUGGCUUAUCGCUAUGGCUUAUAUCCAUCCCAAAAAUACAGAAGAGCAGAAAAUAUCCGACAUGGUGUAUUCCUUAUUUCGCAUGCUUCUUCAUCACGCUAUCAAGCACGAAUAUGGUGGCUGGCGUGUAUGGGUUGAUACGCUGGCUAUCGUGCAUUCCAAGGUAUCCUACGAGGAAUUCAAACUUCAAUUUGCUCAAAUGUACGAGCAUUACGAGCGACAGAGAUCCGACAAUAUUACAGAUCCUGAGCUAAGACAGCAGAGACCGAUUAGCACGAUUUCUGGAUGGGAUCAACAGCAUUCCGGAAACAACGGCUACAACAGACCAGCGGUGUGGGGAAAUCAGCAAAAUCAUGAAGUACAACACAUGGAAAGGAAUUACAAGGAGUUCGAUGCAUCCGAAGCAAACGAUCGAUUGGAAGAAUCUUGUAGUUGCGACCUCAAUUCAAUAGACAACACUGAAAGUGACGGUAGUCCAGCCAUCGUGAAAUCGCGCAGUGAGACUCUGGAUACUCUACAAUCGUGCGAGGUAGUGUCAUUGGAUUCCAGAUUAAGCGACAAACCGGAAACACCGACCACCGCGCGCGAGGCUCACACAGAGACACCGACCAUCCUCGAGGAAGCGAAUAGCGAAGCUGUCUCGCUGCCGACCACGCAGGAGACCAGCGAGGUGAUAUCGAUUGAGAGUUCUAGUGACUUCUACAGUGAAGUGCACAAAAUUGAGAGUUCCAGUCCCGAUUCGAUGAUCGUCGCGGACACACCGAAAAAAGAAGAAGAUGCAACUUUGGAAAAACAACCAGUUGCUGUUACCGAAUCCUCUUCAACUGAACAGGUCAAGGAGAACACAGAAGUGACAGCUGUUGAAUCGAAUGAUACAACGGAAACUGCAGAAGUUAUUAAUGUCUCAGAUACAGUUUCUACAAUAGUGGAUGAAGUCGAAAAUAACCCGGUGACGGACAAGGAAGCAAACGAUAAACCUAUCGAGGAAAAUAACGUUGUGACCGAUGACAGUAAUACACCGACUAACACUGAAGAUUCCGACAAAACUACGACGGCAAUCGAAAACGCAGAUGAAAACUCUGUUGCUUUAAAGACUGACGUCGACACUGAGGAAAAUACUGUGCCAAUUGUCCCUUCUGACGAAACGCGAGAAGUAUUGACAGUUAAAGUUAUUGAAAAACUUCAACUAGAGAAUGAUCGUGAAAUAAUUGAUAGCGAUACAUCAGAAACAUACUUAACGCCAACCGAAAAUCAAGAAAUCUCGAGCGAGAUGAAAAGCAGAACGUCUGAAAGUGAGAAAAUUGACGACGACACCGUCGAAAAGAAGGAUAUUUCCGAAGACAGGGACAUUACCACUGAGACUGUUGAGAGCGACGAAGGGGAAACCGUAAAAAAUCCUAAUUGCUCAACUAGCGUAGUAGAAAGCGGCGAGACUUGCGCGGAGAAGGCAAUAGAUCUAGAAAACGAGAAGGUGGAAGCAGUAGUAGUGAAUAGUGCGUUAAGUAGUGACGAACGCGCCGUGGAUUCUUUAACGGAGGACAAAAGUGCUGUUAUUAAUGAUAGCGAAGACGCGAAGGUAAAUGAGGAACACUCAAGGGAGCCGUCCACUAUUUCUACUAGCGUAAGUGAUAAUAAGUCAGACGUUCCGGCGACGACCGGCGAGGUAGAAGUAACAGAUAGUGUUUCUAGUAAUAGCGAUGUUCAAAGUUCUGUAGAUAAUGUGACGCAAGUGCCAAAUCCUAAGCAGCAAAUCCCAACAAUAUCUACGGUCUGUGAUGCAACUAAAAGUUUAUCCGACGGUGUGCCUCAAAUCGUUAGUUCUAAUGUGGUUGCCAGAGACAAUGCGUUAUUGAAUGACUUACCUCCAGAUCACGUAGACGCCCAUCGCAGAUCCAGCCUGCCGAUCGUAUCCUCGGAAACGGUCGCGGACGAUAAUGGUCACGAGCCACCCUCCUUGCCUGUGCCCUUACGAAAGACAUCGUCGCCUCAGAAACGACCAAGGAGUGCCUCAACGUCCACGCAGGUGGAUCCUAAUCAUUUCGAAGCCAAAAGGUCGAAGCAAGGAAAUCCUUCCACACGACCAAUGUUCAGUCCAGGUCCGACGCGACCUCCAUUCAGAAUACCGGAAUUUAAAUGGUCUUACAUACAUCAACGGCUACUGUCGGACGUUCUAUUCUCCUUGGAAACGGAUAUUCAAGUGUGGAGAAGUCACUCGACAAAGUCUGUAUUGGAUUUCGUGAACAGCAGCGAAAAUGCCAUUUUCGUGGUGAAUACUGUCCAUCUAAUUUCGCAAUUAGCCGACAAUCUCAUAAUAGCCUGCGGUGGUUUGUUGCCCUUAUUAGCAUCGGCUACCUCGCCGAAUAGCGAAUUGGAUGUAAUCGAGCCAACUCAGGGGAUGCCAAUCGAGGUGGCAGUUUCUUUUUUGCAAAGAUUAGUCAACAUGGCUGACGUACUUAUAUUUGCUAGCUCAUUAAACUUUGGAGAACUGGAAGCUGAGAAAAAUAUGUCAAGUGGUGGCAUACUGCGACAAUGCUUACGACUGGUCUGUACAUGUGCCGUUAGAAACUGCUUAGAGUGUAAAGAACGUGGCAGAUCGUACAGCAUGUUAGGUCGCCAAAUUGGUUCUAGUAAUAAAUCACAGCACAUACAAUCGCUCAUACGCGGGGCUCAAACAUCGCCUAAGAACAUCGUGGAUAAUCUUUCGCAUCAAUUAAGCCCCGUCAAGGAUCCCGAGAAAUUGUUGCAAGAUAUGGAUGUAAAUCGUUUGAGAGCUGUAAUAUACAGAGAUGUUGAAGAAACCAAGCAGGCACAGUUUCUGUCUCUAGCUAUAGUUUACUUCAUCUCUGUAUUAAUGGUUUCGAAAUAUCGCGAUAUAUUGGAACCACCAAUAUCCCAGCGUCCACCGAGUCCAGUACAAACGAUACAGACAAAUGGUGCCGGUCUUAGGCCAGGUAGUCCUUCAGAUGGGAAUGGUGGUGGAGAAGGGCGGCCCCUAUUUCCACAGUGGUCUCACCACGUGUACCCACAGUUCCUCCCAGGAUCUCACCCUAACGCCAAUGCGAAUGUCAAUGCCAAUCACCACAUCAACCAGCACCAUCACCAGCACCCGCUACCGGCUGCCAGGCACUCUAAUCGCCAGCCACCCUCUAACUAUUAUCUCCCGAAUCAUCAUAACAAUCACUACAACCAUCAUCCGAAUAACCAUAACUAUCAUCGUCAUCACCACUAUCAUCAUCACAAUAACAACAACCAUCAUCAUACGCUUCAAAAGCAUAUCGAUCAGCCCCGAAAUCUCUGUCAUAGAAACUCCGGUGUCGGUCUGCAAGGUAGCGGAGGUAUAAUGAGUCAAUCAGGUUCUCAAGAUGACGGGGAAUACGAAGUUAUCAUCGUCGACGAAAAUAAUUCUUCGAUUCUGGCCGAUCACGACGUUACAUCGUCAGGCCCGCCAUCGACCAAGGGAGGUCACAGUGGUGUACCUCGGCCGCGGACUAUUCUCGAGGAUUACACCUCAUCAGAACCAACGCUUGGCACUUCUACAAGGUCCGAACCACUGCCACGAAAUCUGCAGAGCAACGAUUCCAGCGAGGAGACAGUACAUCGCAGCAAUAUUACCGCGGACGCGAGUCCUUCUGAAAUUACUACCGAUAACGAAAAUAAGCACAAUUCGUCCGAAGAAGCUUGGACAGACGUAAACCUUAACGAAGACGGCGAUACGAUGCCGAUUACGAAUCCAAGAGAAGAUCCGCGAAAUAUCCACAAUAUCGCCCAUUCGCGUGGUGACAUGCAAGACAGCGAGGGCAACGUUCUAGAACAAGAAAUGCUCGGCAACGCGGAACGGGGGGAAAAACCGUCGGCGGAAAUCUCGGUGGUUCGAGUUCCCGAUCGACUGGUAGUAACCGGAGCAUCCCCGAGAGCCGAAGAAUUGCCGAUCAAGGGUCUGGUCGACCAUUUACCGGUACCGACACCUUCCCGCGAGGCUUCGCUCACGCAAAAGCUGGAAAUGGCCCUGGGUUCGGUUUGUCCUCUCCUACGAGAGAUCAUGGUGGAUUUUGCCCCCUUCCUGUCCAAAACACUCGUUGGCUCCCAUGGUCAAGAAUUAUUAAUGGAAGGAAAAGGUACGAGCUGCAAGGGUUUGACUACAUUUAAAAACAGCAACUCCGUCGUGGAAUUGGUUAUGCUUCUCUGCUCUCAGGAAUGGCAAAACUCUUUGCAGAAGCACGCGGGUCUUGCUUUCAUCGAGCUCAUUAACGAGGGAAGAUUGCUAUCUCACGCUAUGAAGGAUCACAUAGUAAGAGUCGCAAACGAGGCAGAGUUUAUUUUAAACAGGAUGAGAGCAGAUGACGUUCUGAAACAUGCUGACUUUGAGUCACAAUGCGCUCAAACGUUACUGGACCGUCGAGAGGAAGAACGUAUGUGCGAUCAUUUGAUUACCGCAGCACGAAGGCGCGAUAAUGUAAUCGCUAGCAGAUUGUUAGAGAAAGUUCGUAAUAUCUUGUCCAAUAAGCACGGCGCAUGGGGAUACAUGGAUCCAAUGGCUGCAAAAUUAGCCGAGUAUUGGAAGCUGGAUGCUUGGGAGGAUGAUGCACGUAGACGCAAGCGUUUCGUGCACAAUCCACUAGGCUCGAGCCACCCCGAGGCUACUCUCAAGGCGGCUCUAGAACACGGUGCACCCGAGGAUGCGAUACUUCAAGCGCGUGAAGAAUUUCACGCGCAUCUCGCAGCCUCGCGUGCACACCAACAGCAAUUGCAGUCGGCGGAUCUUUUAGACGACAGUGAAUUGCUGUCGGACGACAGGGAUCUCGACAACGACUUGACAGGUCCGGUGAACAUCAGCACGAAAGGCAGAUUAAUCGCACCCGGUAUCGUGGCGCCCGGCAUCAUUUCCGUUACAUCUACAGAGCUGUAUUUCGAGGUGGACGAGGACGAUCCGGAGUUCAAGAAAAUCGACAGUGAGGUGCUGAAGUAUUGCGAUCAUUUACAUGGAAAAUGGUACUUCUCCGAAGUACGUGCAAUCUUCUCGCGACGUUACCUGCUGCAAAAUAUGGCCAUCGAAAUCUUUCUCGCCAGCAGAACCUCGAUCCUGUUUGCAUUCUCGGACCAGGCGACGGUGAAAAAGAUGAUCAAGGCGCUACCGCGAGUCGGCGUUGGCAUCAAAUACGGGAUACCCCAGACUAGACGAGCAUCGUUGAUGUCACCGCGACAAUUGAUGAGAAGCUCUAAUAUGACUCAAAAGUGGCAGCGUCGAGAAAUAUCGAACUUUGAAUAUCUAAUGUUCCUGAACACAAUUGCUGGUCGCACCUACAAUGACUUGAAUCAGUAUCCUGUAUUUCCUUGGGUGUUAACAAACUACGAAACGAAGGAACUUGAUCUCAGCUUACCGAGCAAUUAUCGAGAUUUAUCAAAGCCGAUUGGUGCAUUGAAUCCAAACAGGAGAGCUUAUUUCGAGGAGCGUUUUCAAGGCUGGGAACAUGACACUAUACCACCUUUCCAUUAUGGCACGCAUUACUCUACGGCGGCCUUUGUUUUAAAUUGGAUGAUACGUGUGGAACCGAUGACAACUAUGUUCUUAGCGUUACAAGGCGGCAAAUUCGAUCACCCUAAUAGGCUUUUUUCGUCUAUCGCACUCUCAUGGAAGAACUGCCAGCGUGAUACGUCCGACGUCAAGGAGUUAAUUCCGGAAUUCUUCUUUCUGCCGGAAAUGCUGGUGAAUAGCAAUCGCUAUCGUUUGGGCAGGCAGGAGGAUGGUAGCGCGGUCGGCGAUGUUGAAUUACCACCUUGGGCUUCAUCUCCCGAAGAAUUUAUACGUAUAAAUCGAAUGGCACUCGAGUCCGAAUUUGUAUCUUGUCAAUUACAUCAAUGGAUCGAUCUGAUAUUUGGUUAUAAGCAGAAAGGUCCGGAAGCCGUGCGUGCGACCAACGUUUUCUAUUAUUUAACGUACGAAGGUAAUGCGGAAUUGGACACGAUCAGCGAUAUCACGAUAAGGGAAGCUAUAGAAAAUCAAAUUAAGAAUUUUGGACAAACGCCGUCGCAGCUCUUGAUGGAACCACAUCCUCCGAGGAGUUCAGCGAUGCAUUUGUCACCAAUGAUGUUCUCGAGCAUUCCGGACGACGUGUGCAUGACCAUUAAGUUCCCAUCUAAUUCGCCGAUCUGUCACAUCUCGGCUAACACUUAUCCCCAAUUGCCACUGCCAUCGGUUGUGACGGUAACCACCGGACAACAGUUUGCUGUUAAUCGAUGGAAUACCAAUUAUGCAGCCUCUGUGCAAUCUCCGAGCUAUGCAGACACACCUCAGGCCCAGGCUGCCAACCAGCCUUUGUCUAUGGACCCUGUUCUCUCUCAAGCGGCAAACAGCUCAAAUCCAAUGUUACAACGUCGACAUCUAGGCGAUAACUUUAGCCAGAAACUCAAAAUACGCAGCAAUUGUUUCGUCACCACUGUGGACAGUCGAUUUUUGGUGGCCUGUGGAUUUUGGGAUAACAGUUUCCGCGUCUUUUCGACUGAGACAGCGAAAAUCGUCCAGAUAGUCUUUGGUCAUUACGGCGUUGUCACUUGCUUAUCGCGCAGCGAGUGCAACAUCACUUCUGAUUGCUACAUCGCGUCCGGAAGCGCGGACUGUACCGUUCUUCUCUGGCAUUGGAAUGCCAGAACUCAGACCAUCGUCGGCGAGGGUGAAGCACCGGCACCACGCGCCACUCUCACAGGUCACGAACAGCCUGUGACAGCCGUUGUCAUAUCUGCCGAAUUGGGAUUAGUUGUCUCGGGCUCGCAUUACGGUCCAGUACUUGUUCACACUACUUUUGGCGAUCUCCUGAGAUCGCUUGAAGCACCGAACGGAUUUUCGUCACCCGAAAACAUUGCUAUGUCACGCGAGGGCGUCAUUGUAGUAAAUUAUGAACGCGGGCACAUAGCUGCGUUUACCAUAAACGGAAAGCGUCUUCGUCACGAGUCUCACAACGAUAAUUUACAAUGUCUACUGCUGAGCAGGGACGGCGAAUAUUUAAUGACAGGAGGCGAUAAGGGUAUCGUAGAAGUUUGGCGAACUUUCAAUCUUGCUCUACUUUAUGCUUUUCCUGCAUGCGAAAGCAGUGUGCGUUCUCUCGCGCUCGCUCAUGAUCAAAAGUUUCUUCUAGCUGGUCUGGCAAAUGGGUCCAUUGUGAUAUUCCACAUCGACUUUAACAGAUGGCAUCAUGAGUUUCAGCAGCGUUACUGAAAUUACGAUUUUCUCUUCGCCUAAGAAAGUAAGGCGCCCAUAAAAUGUUAAAACAAACUUUUGCGCUUAUCUCUUUAAAUAAUAUGACAAUUUUGAACCUACAUGUAUGUCUCGGACAAAUAGCGCUUUGUUCGUGUGAUUCCCCGUUGAUCGUGGAUCAUUCACGAGAAUUUACGAAUGUGCGAUAGAAACAAAUAUUAUUUGCGCGACAUUUGUACGGGCCAGCUUCUUGUCGGACAUUAGUUUUAGAUUCGCCGCAAUUUAUUCAGUACGCAAAAAAUAAUCUGUCAGUUGUUUCGGAUUAAGUGCAGUGAGAGCGGCAAUGAAACGAGUGCUGUAUUUUUUAACUUAAUAUGCUGUGGAUUUUAACGUUCAGCAAUAAACUCGCUUUCGUGGCUGCGUGCAGUGCUUCCGUAAGGAGAAGCUCGAACGGAGAAAGAUGCGUGAGAUGCAAUCAGAUUUUCAGGUUUAUCUCUGCGCGUAAUUACCGAGUCGAACCCAUAUUGCAAGCUAAUAAAGCGUGAAAAUAUACGCGUGUUGCUCGAAACGCUAGUCAAUUAACGAAGACUCGGAUUUACUUAUCUACGUUCGCAGCUGUUCGCGGAUUAUUUGCGCGAGUUUGUCUCAUACGGGCGUAAAGAAAAGAAUACGCUCUACCGGAGGAAAAUAACCGUUGAUACGAAGAGAGAGGACCGCGUCGAUGAGACGGCGGAGCUGUGUGAACAUAUGUUAUUUUUAUGCCUGAAACUGCACGUGGAUUUGGCCACGACACUUUAGCGUUAAUGUCCAAUGUAAAUACGGAUAUAUUCUUCACGUUAUAUAUAUAUAUAU